This is a messenger RNA of Drosophila eugracilis, 1712 nucleotides long. It is a transcript of the gene key, whose product is annotated as NF-kappa-B essential modulator. Gene Ontology annotation, cellular component: nucleus; cytoplasm. NCBI's taxonomy places the organism in Eukaryota, Metazoa, Arthropoda, Insecta, Diptera, Drosophilidae. The record is from RefSeq and is a predicted model, not a curated record. Gene Ontology annotation, biological process: regulation of canonical NF-kappaB signal transduction. The coding region runs from base 237 to 1580 and encodes 447 amino acids. Gene Ontology annotation, molecular function: K63-linked polyubiquitin modification-dependent protein binding. The transcript is spliced from 7 exons.
CAGCAAGCGGUCACACUGGCAUCAGCUGUUGUACACUUUUUACUUAAAGAAGAUGUAUGUAGACCCUUGAUCACAAAAACAUCUGUCGUCCAUUAUUUUGUCGCUGCGGAAUUUAUCGAUUUGCCAAGCACCACGCAGUCUGGCUCUAGAAAAAGGGGAUUUCCCGUUAAAUUGUGAGACAGGUCGCAAAAUUGCUGAUUACUAAAACCAGUCAGUGCUAUUGCGACAACUGCGCGAUGUCGGAUGAAGAAUCGUUCGUCAUCUUGGGCAGCUCCCCGUACCCUUCUCUCAUGCCAGAGGGCAAAUCUCUGGUGUUCGAUGGCUUGGGCGACGUCGCGGAGGCUAAAGAAUCAAUAGCAUCGACGAGUGCACAGCAGCCACCAUUGAGCAGUGCUCCAUCAGCCAUGACUGCCUCGCAGGAGCAACCCUUAUCACUGGAGUCCGGAGCAUCCCAGCAUCAGUCACUGGCGGCCAGUUUCAUCAUGGGAGAAGUACAGUCCGAUGUCCUAAAGAAUAGUGUUUACUCCCAGUUUCCCAGCCUUUGCUCCUUGCAGGCUUCCGCGGAAGAUGUGGUCAAGCUGCAACACAUGAUGACCGAGUACGUUUCUCUAAAGAAAACACUUGACAAGGUAAACAUCACUAUGCGUGACUACCACAAGCUAACCCAACAAUGGCGACAGGAGGCCGCCGACAAGGAGCAGCAGUACAGGGAGCAACUAAGGGAAUGUCAGGUGCUGGUCGAGAAACUGCGCGAGGAGAACCAGAAGCUGAAAGAAGACCUGGAGACCAAGAUGGUGCAAAUAGAGGUGGUCCAAGAGUUCAGUCAAAAGGAGCAGAGUGAGCUUCGGCAGAGUAUUUCCGAGAAAAAGUCUCUUAUCGACAACAUGCGGGUGGAGAUUGACAAGCUGCAACAGAUAAAGAUGCACUCAUUCGAGUUUGUUCCUGAGGAUGGGGGCAAAACUGAAGCGGAUCCGGACAAAGCUCUGAAUUAUGUGCAACGGGAAGAGCACGAUCGGCAGGUGCGUGAAUUGCAGGGACAGCUCUCUAAAUUGGUGGCGGAAUGUCUUGAGGUCAACGACAUGAAAAAAACCUAUAUCGAGGAGAUCGACUGUUUGAAGGUGAACUUAACGAGUGCGCAGGAGCUAAUGGGCAAAAUGCAGCGAGACAUCAACGAACUGAAGGCUAAGGACAUAGAGAAACAGGAAAUGAUCGAGCACCUACAAACGCAGAACGACAUCUACCGAAAGGAUUUCGAAAUGGAGCGGGCAGAUCGCGAAAAGAAUGCCGGCGAGAAAGACCAGUAUCUAAUGGACUUGCGGGCGCUGCAGAGAAGGAACCAGGAACUAAUCGAGGCCCUUGCCGAGUCUCAUAAGGCUAGCAAGGCACCUUCACCCGCCCCUUCGUUAAGUUCGAGCAGGACCAGUCUGCGAGAGGAGCAGAGACCAGUAAGAGUUCUCGACCCAAAUGGUGCAGCCUCCCGUACUUCGGACGCUGUCCUGCGGUGUCCCAUCUGUUCAAAAUCGUUCAACGCUCUAAGUGUGCUUCAGAGCCACGUUAACGAUUGUUUGGACAAGAACUAAAAAUUGUUAACCAUUAAUAUAUUUUUGUAGACAUCAUUCUAUUCUUUAAGGUUAAAGAUUGGCCAGCUGGCUAAUUGCACAUUAUAAAAAAAACUAAACACAAAUUAUAAUUACGUUACAAAUGAAAAGGUA